Saimiri boliviensis boliviensis (Bolivian squirrel monkey) is the source of this 6110-nucleotide messenger RNA. RefSeq names its product discs large MAGUK scaffold protein 3 (gene DLG3). The record is from RefSeq and is a predicted model, not a curated record. NCBI's taxonomy places the organism in Eukaryota, Metazoa, Chordata, Mammalia, Primates, Cebidae. Gene Ontology annotation, molecular function: ionotropic glutamate receptor binding; protein kinase binding. Gene Ontology annotation, biological process: receptor localization to synapse; receptor clustering; chemical synaptic transmission. Gene Ontology annotation, cellular component: basolateral plasma membrane; neuromuscular junction; postsynaptic density membrane.
GGGACCAGAGCAGAAGCGGUCCUCGCAGCACCCAGUCUCUGCUUGGGCUCCCGCUUCUUCUUUGCCGCUGGGCCUCGGCCCAGGAGCCACGACGGGCGACACGGAGCCGCCAGUGCUGGAGGGGGAGCCGUGGGUGCGGGGCAGCGUGGGGGCUGAGGCCCCGGGACGCCCGCCCGGCCCCAGGCCCCGCUCCGCCCGGGCGCCCCCACGGGUGCCCCCCCCUUCUUGGUCCGAGCAGUGUGAGUGUGCCCGGGAGCCCGGCGGCGGCGGCGGCGGUGGCAGCGGCGUGGAAACCGGCGUGGGCUGGGGGGUCCGAGCCGCGGGGGGCAGUGCCAUGCACAAGCACCAGCACUGCUGUAAGUGCCCCGAGUGCUAUGAGGUGACCCGCCUGGCAGCCCUGCGGCGUCUCGAGCCUCCGGGCUACGGGGACUGGCAGGUCCCCGACCCCUAUGGGCCAGGUGGGGGCAACGGGGCCAGCGCGGGCUAUGGGGGCUACAGCUCCCAGACCUUGCCCUCGCAGGCGGGGGCCACCCCCACCCCUCGCACCAAGGCCAAGCUCAUCCCCACCGGCCGGGAUGUGGGGCCGGUGCCUCCUAAGCCGGUCCCGGGCAAGAGCACCCCCAAACUCAACGGCAGCGGCCCCAGUUGGUGGCCCGAGUGCACCUGUACCAAUCGGGACUGGUAUGAGCAGGCCAACCCUGCACCCCUCCUAGUGAACCCUGAUGCCCUGAAGCCCAGCCUCUUGGUGAAUGGCAGCGAUGGCAUGUUCAAAUAUGAGGAAAUUGUACUUGAGCGGGGCAACUCUGGCCUGGGCUUCAGUAUCGCAGGUGGCAUCGACAAUCCUCAUGUCCCUGAUGACCCUGGCAUCUUUAUUACCAAGAUUAUCCCUGGUGGAGCAGCUGCCAUGGAUGGGAGGCUGGGGGUGAAUGACUGUGUGCUGCGGGUGAAUGAGGUGGACGUGUCGGAGGUGGUGCACAGCCGGGCGGUGGAGGCGCUGAAGGAGGCAGGCCCUGUGGUGCGAUUGGUGGUGCGGAGGCGACAGCCCCCACCUGAGACCAUCAUGGAGGUCAAUCUGCUCAAAGGGCCCAAAGGCCUGGGUUUCAGCAUUGCUGGGGGCAUUGGCAACCAGCACAUCCCAGGAGACAACAGCAUCUACAUCACCAAGAUCAUUGAGGGGGGUGCUGCUCAGAAGGAUGGACGCCUACAGAUCGGGGACCGGCUGCUGGCGGUGAACAACACCAAUCUGCAGGAUGUGAGGCACGAGGAAGCUGUGGCCUCACUGAAGAACACAUCUGAUAUGGUAUAUUUGAAGGUGGCCAAGCCAGGCAGUCUCCACCUCAAUGACAUGUACGCUCCCCCGGACUACGCCAGCACUUUUACUGCCUUGGCUGACAACCACAUAAGCCAUAAUUCCAGCCUGGGUUAUCUCGGGGCUGUGGAGAGCAAGGUCAGCUACCCUGCUCCUCCUCAGGUUCCCCCGACCCGCUACUCUCCUAUUCCCAGGCAUAUGCUGGCUGAGGAGGACUUCACCAGAGAGCCUCGCAAGAUCAUCCUGCACAAAGGCUCCACAGGCCUGGGCUUCAACAUCGUAGGAGGAGAGGAUGGAGAAGGCAUUUUUGUCUCCUUCAUCCUGGCAGGAGGCCCAGCUGACCUGAGUGGGGAGCUGCGCAGGGGAGACCGGAUCUUAUCGGUGAAUGGAGUGAACCUGAGGAAUGCAACUCAUGAGCAGGCUGCAGCUGCUCUGAAACGGGCCGGCCAGUCAGUCACCAUCGUGGCCCAGUACAGACCUGAAGAAUACAGUCGCUUUGAAUCGAAGAUACAUGACUUGCGAGAACAAAUGAUGAACAGCAGCAUGAGCUCUGGGUCUGGGUCCCUCCGAACAAGUGAGAAGAGGUCCUUGUAUGUCAGGGCCCUGUUUGAUUAUGAUCGGACUCGGGACAGCUGCCUGCCAAGCCAAGGGCUCAGCUUCUCUUAUGGUGACAUUCUGCAUGUCAUUAAUGCCUCUGAUGAUGAGUGGUGGCAGGCAAGGCUGGUGACCCCACACGGAGAAAGUGAGCAGAUCGGUGUGAUCCCCAGUAAGAAGAGGGUGGAAAAGAAAGAAAGAGCUCGAUUGAAAACUGUGAAGUUUCAUGCCAGGACGGGGAUGAUUGAGUCUAACAGGGACUUCCCAGGGUUAAGUGACGAUUAUUAUGGAGCAAAGAACCUGAAGGGAGUGACAUCCAACACCAGUGACAGCGAAAGCAGUUCCAAAGGACAAGAGGAUGCUAUUUUGUCAUAUGAGCCAGUGACACGGCAAGAAAUUCACUAUGCAAGGCCUGUGAUCAUCCUGGGCCCAAUGAAGGACCGAGUCAAUGAUGACCUGAUUUCUGAAUUUCCACAUAAAUUUGGAUCCUGUGUGCCACAUACUACCCGGCCUCGGCGUGACAAUGAGGUGGAUGGACAAGACUACCACUUUGUGGUGUCUCGAGAACAAAUGGAGAAAGAUAUUCAGGACAACAAGUUCAUUGAGGCGGGUCAAUUUAAUGAUAAUCUCUAUGGGACCAGCAUCCAGUCAGUGCGGGCAGUUGCAGAGAGGGGCAAACACUGCAUCUUAGAUGUUUCCGGCAAUGCUAUCAAGAGACUGCAGCAAGCACAACUUUACCCCAUUGCCAUUUUCAUCAAGCCCAAGUCCAUUGAAGCCCUUAUGGAAAUGAACCGAAGGCAGACAUAUGAACAAGCAAAUAAGAUCUAUGACAAAGCCAUGAAACUGGAGCAGGAGUUUGGAGAGUACUUUACGGCCAUUGUACAGGGUGACUCACUGGAAGAGAUUUAUAACAAAAUCAAACAAAUCAUUGAGGACCAGUCUGGGCACUACAUUUGGGUCCCGUCCCCUGAAAAACUCUGAAGAAUCCCCUCCAACCAUUCUCUUGUGAACAGAAGAAAUCAAGUCCCUCUUCCCUCCUCCCUCUUCAUUCCUGUCCCCAUGGGGAGAACAAAUGCUAUGUUCUUGUCCCCUUUUUUAGAUAUGUCAAAAAAAAUUGAGUUUUCUAGUCCUGUUUUUUUUUUUUUUAAAUUUUUUUGUUUGUUUUAGUUUAUUUUUUGGGAUGAUGCCAUCUCACUCAUCAUGUGACUGUGCCCAUUCCUGCAUGGACCUUUCCCAAGCGCUAGCACAGGUGCAAAAUCCAUCAGAGCCAUUGUUUUCAUAAAACCAAGCAGAAGUGAAGAGAAAAGAGGAGGACUGAUGGAAAGACAGACUGGACAGCUGCACGGCUUGUGAAGUGAGCUAAAUGCACCACAUGAUGAGAUGCUCCUGGGCAUUUCUCCCUAUCUGUACUGCUGUCUUGCAGCUCUGAAUGGUGCAACGUAAUGGCGACAGAAAGUAUCUUAUUUAUAUAUAGAUAUAUAUAUGUAAUUUAUAUAAAAUAUAUAGAAAUUAUUAUAUAUAUAUAUUAUACACUCUCAUAUAAUAUAUAUAUAUAUUCACACACAUUUGGAUUAGAAAAUCUAUGGAGACUUCAUCAAUGGUACUAUGUUAUUAGAGAAAUGCUUUAAUUUUCAUAUUCCAAUCAGAUGGCAUCUUCUAUCCCAGCUGGUUGGGAAGGGAUUGAAGAUGGUAGCAGGUGCUGCACUAAGGGCACUCGCAUUUGGUCAUUCUCUUGAGAGCUAGGAGGAGUCAGCCUGAGGCCUGAGAGAGAGGGCUUUUGCCUGGGGCAAGAGGGUUAGAGACUUGGCCUGAAAGCAGCUGCUGCCCCUGAGGUGCAGCCAGUCCUGUGUGCGGAGGGAGAGAAUGGCUAAUGAUGCUCCCUGUGGAAUUGCCUAUUGUUUUAUGCCACCUGAUGUGUCUGCAUGAGAAGUUUCCUUUUUGUUCCUUUUUAAGCUGCUGUUAAACCAAAACCAUGUUGUGCUACUGUGUCAGCCUUUUCAUUACUGCAAAUUUUACUUUGACUAUUUAAGUGAAUGCGUACAAUCCAAUUUGCCAAGGUUCUAAAGGCUUAUGAGGUCCUGAAGGAGCCAGGCCUUGUGAUGGAGUAGGCGACCCAGGCCUGGUUGUCCUGUCAGCAGAAGGGAGAGCAGGGGCUAGGCUGAGAGGAGGACAUGCAGUGCUCUGCUGAGGUUCCUCCCUGGGUUCCACCAACAGGGACGGGGAGUCACUUGCCUUCCAGUUCUAUGCUGGGAUGGCAGGACAGCACUUGGCUUGCUUGGCCAGCCGUGUCAUGAGUUUGAUGUGGUUUUUUUUUGGUUUUGUUUUGUUUUGUUUUGUUUGCAGCUGCUUCAUAUGCUCUGCUCCAGCCCCUCCCCCAAAGCUGGUAGCUUACGGUUUCUUCAAGAGGAAAGUAGACUGACUUUAUGCUGUAUAUUUGAGCUGUAGAGCUAAGAUUCGCUUACUGGUGAGCUGUGAAACCUUGUUGCUUUUUCUCAGAGUCUGAUGGCAGUGACUGUGGUCAAGGGAGUCUUCACCACCACAAGUGCAGGCAGCAGCUGCAGGUCAGGUCCUCCCCCGCGACUGUGCUCCUUUGAAGCCAAUGUGCCUCCCUCGCCUCCAUACUGGAGAGACGACACCGGGGAGAAUGGAGAAGUGCUUGGCCCUAGGGUUGAGGCAGUUGUUUCCUAGCCCGCUGGGUUAGGGCUGGUUGCCCGCGAGGCGAUGUUGAGGAUGCUUUAAGCACUACCAGCCAAAUUCCAGAACUCUGUUAACAAUUAUCCGACCAGCAGAACGAGACUAAUUGUAUAAAGCAUGCGACCCAGAAUGAGGAUAAGGAAAGGGCAGCAGCUUUUCCUGGGCAGUACACUGGCUUGAAGGCAAAGAGGGAUACAGUGACAGCCGACUGUGACUCGUGAGGAGGGGGUGAACAGGGAGUGUUGAUUGUCUGAUGUUAACUAAGUGGUGAAGUCUGAACCAUGCUCAGCCCUCCCCCCUCCCAGGGAAGAGAAACAAAGAUUCAAAGUAAGCAUGACGCUAGCUGGUUUACCAGUGUUCCUUCCAAGGAGACAUAUAUUUUUUAAUAAACGAUAGUUGCAAUGAACUAUGGCUCAGAGACCUUCUUGAAGUAGUUGAGAAGGGAGGGCGUGGGCAAAGCAGUGGGAAGAACAUCCCAAACUUUUGGGGGCCAGAGGGCUCAAUCCUUAGCGAUGAUCAGCUAGCCAAGCUGGGCCGUCCUGGGGAUUGGCACAACUCCCUGGGGUGGUGACAGGCCCUUUGUGAAAGGUGUGUGCUGGGUCUUCCACCCGAGUCCCAGACACUGCUUCAAACAGCAGCAGCCAGAUGGGAGUCCACAUCUGUGGAGGCAAAAUGCUGACAUUUUCCCAAGAGGUACAUAAGGUGGGAGAGGCCUGCUGCAGCAAAGGUGUGAAUUAGCGAAAGCAGGUGACUGAUUUAGUAGCAGAGAACUGGGUGAGAAAAAUGGCCAGGGAAAGUGACCUGCCAGCUACCAGUGUUUCCAAAAAUGAGGAUGGGAUGGGCCCAGUUUGCAGAGCAGGGCAGCAGUUAUCCCCACAGCCCUCUGAGGAGGGGAGGGGUGCUUAGAGUGGGCAGUUCUGGCUGUUCUGAUGUGGCAGACGCCAUUGCAACUUGUGCGGAGGAGGAAGUGCUGUCAUAAUUCAUAAGGUCAAGAGCAACAUCUGGAUGAAUGAGCCACUUGAAAUGUGUGUGGUCUGAGCCACAGGAAGGGUCAAGCCUCUUGCUUGUGGUGCUUUAUGGUGUGUAGGUUGCUUGCUUUCCCACAUGCUCUCAUUUGCUAGAAGGCAGCCCAGCAAAAGGGAGUCCCCGAAGAGCUCCAUGAGAGCUCCAGAAAAUUCAUCUCCUGAGGGCAAAGAACAAAGAUCCGGCCUAUGGCCAUGCUGCUGAGGCUCUGUCUUCACAGCUGAUGUUCUCCUAGUGGAGGUACAGCUGAAGAACAUCCAGCUCCAGCACAAGAAGAAACAGAGCAACUUGGAAACCCCAAAGGGAGCCGCACCCUUAACACUGUGCCAUGCCGUGCUGUGCUGUGUCCUGAAGGAGGAUAGAUCCCUGUCUCCUCCUGGUUUUGUUGCUGACAUUACAAGGAUCAUGCCUUGACUCCUUCAUCUCUAACAGAGGAAGAAGUGUAUUAUCAAACCUUAUGGUCUACCAUGACUAAAUAAAAUAUUUGUUC